ACAGGCACCACCCUGCCCGCUCCUGCACGGGGCAGGGCUGGGGACGCGCGUCCCGGCUCCCCCGGGCAGGCGGAAGGUGGCCCGCGUUUGGCACCUGGAGGAAGGAGCCGCCCAGUGCCAGGCAGCGGCAGGAGUAUCGGCAGCGGGCGCUGGCUGCUUCCCCGGGCUUCCUUCCCGCCUCGGGCUGCGCGCCUCAGACCCACCCUGCCUCAGCCAGGGGCUGUCAGCCGGGCUCCGCGCUCCUUCCUUUGUGUGCGCGAGGGGGGCUGAGGAGGAGGGGGCGGGGGGCUGAGCCCGGCUGUCAGCGCUGCCCGGCAGGAGGCGGAGGCGCGGGCCGGGAGGACGGAGCUUGCGGAGGCGGCUCUGGGCACGGCCACAAGGGAACCCCCCGCGCCCCAGGCGGAGAGGAGGCAACUGGAAGCGCCGCGGGGCCUUUUCCCUGCCCCGCUGCCGAGCGGCGACCGCCAGCUGCACGCAGCAGCAGAGCCCUGCGACGCCUGAGCGGCGCGCAGCCAAGCCACCGGCCGCAGCUCGCUCGCUGGCUGAACAGGAAGCGCAGCCCCGGCGGCGGCGGCUGCUGCUGCUUCGCACCGUGCGGCUCCCGCACUUGGCAAUGGGCUGGGGGCAGCGGCGGCAGCCGGCCAGCAGCAGGAGCCGAAGCCGGAGUCGCAGCGGGGCUAGGAGCUAAGGAGGCAGGAUGGCAGCGUCCAGUAACUCCAGUUUGUCCGGCUCCUCGGUUUCCUCCGAUGCUGAAGAAUACCAGCCUCCAAUAUGGAAAUCCUACUUGUAUCAGUUACAACAGGAGGCACCGCGUCCCAAGAGAAUCAUUUGUCCUCAGGAGGUGGAGAACCGACCAAAAUAUUAUGGAAGAGAGUUUCAUGGAAUUAUUUCUCGGGAGCAAGCAGAUGAAAUACUUGCAGGUGUAGAAGGAGCAUAUAUUCUUAGAGAGAGCCAGCGGCAACCUGGAUGCUACACUCUAGCUCUCAGGUUUGGUAAUCAAACCUUAAACUACAGGCUUUUCUAUGAUGGGAAGCACUUUGUGGGGGAGAAAAGGUUUGAAUCUAUCCAUGAUUUGGUAACAGAUGGCUUGAUAACACUGUAUAUAGAAACCAAGGCUUCUGAGUAUAUUGCCAAAAUGACCAAAAACCCCAUCUAUGAGCACAUUGGAUAUGCUACUCUGCUUAGAGAAAAAGUAUCCCGAAGGCUGAGCAGAACCAAAACUGAAUCAAGAAAAGCUAGUGUAACAAGUGAAGAAAAUACACCGGUUGAAAAGAUUACCUCUUUGGUCAGAAGAGCAGCUUUAACUCAAAACGACAACCAUUUCAACUAUGAAAAAGCACACAAUUUUAAGGUCUACACAUUCCGAGGUCCACACUGGUGUGAAUACUGUGCCAAUUUCAUGUGGGGGCUCAUCGCUCAGGGAGUCAGGUGUUCAGACUGUGGGUUGAACGUACACAAACAGUGUUCCAAAUAUGUGCCCAAUGACUGUCAACCAGACCUCAAGAGGAUCAAGAGAGUCUACUGCUGUGACCUCACUACACUAGUGAAGGCCCACAACACACAGAGACCCAUGGUUGUGGAUAUAUGCAUUCGAGAAAUAGAAGCAAGAGGUUUAAAGUCAGAGGGCCUUUACAGAGUCUCGGGGUUCACUGAACACAUUGAAGAUGUCAAAAUGGCUUUUGAUCGAGAUGGUGACAAGGCUGAUAUCUCUGCAAAUUUAUAUCCAGACAUAAACAUUAUUGCUGGAGCACUGAAGCUAUAUUUCAGAGACUUGCCGAUUCCUGUAAUCACCUAUGAGACCUACUCCAAGUUUAUGGAGGCAGCAAAAAUCUCCAAUCCUGAUGAACGAUUAGAAGCUGUCCAUGAAGUAUUGAUGCUACUUCCUGCUGCGCACUAUGAGACACUUAGAUAUCUAAUGAUUCAUCUCAAAAAGGUUACCUUGAAUGAAAAGGAGAAUUUUAUGAAUUCUGAAAACCUGGGAAUAGUGUUUGGACCUACUUUAAUGAGACCUCCAGAGGACAGUACUCUUACUACCCUGAAUGACAUGCGGUACCAGAAGCUUAUUGUGCAAAUUUUAAUAGAAAAUGAAGAUGUUUUGUUCUAAACAAUGAAGAAGUAACUUCAUAGCCACCUGCUUUGAAAUUAUUAGUUUAAAGGAAAAUCAACAUUUCUUUAUAGUUUAAAAAAAAAAAGAAGAAGAAGAGAAAGUUCCUGGGCUGCACUUCACUUUCUGCGAUAUUGCAGAUGAAUGCCAAAAUGUUUAAUAAAGCCUAUGUCUUAUAGACAUAUGCCUCUUUUUUAGGGAAAAAAAAAGUCAGAAAAAAUCCUUUACCUUGUAUCUUUUGCCUUGCCUCAUAUGUAUAUUUGUUUUGAGAAGCUGCAAACACUUUUACUAACUUAAGGAACACAAAACAUAUUUUAAUAUGGCUAAAGAAGCAAAAAGGUACUUAAUCAGUGUUACUUGUAUACAGCUAUACAUUUCCCCACUCUGUAAGACAUAAUUGUGUGUGUCAAUUGUGAAACAGAACCUAUAUUAUCAAGAUAUUUUACUUUAAUUAGCUGCUAGAAUGGCAUUUUAUUUUAGCAAACAAUAAUUCAAUGUGAUGCAUUUUUUCCAUAUAUCCUCUCCUGCAUUUUUGUUAUGAUAUACUGAAAUCAUUUACCACUAGUGCAGUAUUAUCCUGACAUACCUCUUUUAUUGCAAAUGUUUUAAAAGAAAGAGACUUCUUUUUUUAAAAUGUGUAUUCUAACUUUCUUUAGGUUUUUGUUUAUAUUUUAGGCAUUCUAAGAUUGUAUAGUACAUUUUUAGUCAUUUGGUAUUUUCUAACAAGUAUAGUCUUAUUUUAUUUUUUCCCAUCCAAAAUGUGGUGUUGAAGGUUUUCAAAAGUCUGGUGGUAGUAUCAGUUUCACAUGCCAGAUGUUUCUUGGAGUACAGUAAUGUGUAAGUUAAGUGAUGCUGGGACACUGGAUAUUUUCUGGCCCUGUUGAAAAGUUAGCACUUUUGUUUUACUUAAUUAUGAUUUUUUUUGUAAAAGGCAAUUUGUCAUGUUUCUGUAUUUAUAAAUGUACAGUAAAUCUGCUGAAAAUGUGAGUAUUUCUCUUGAAUGUGUUUUCUGAUGGUUUGUUUUUAAAAACAAGAAUGUGUAAGAAGUAUGGGAGUUGGUACAUUUAAAUUUAUUACCAAAUUUUUUAUUUUCCUCCUCUCACAAAUAUUGACCUACACGGUUCGUAAUCUAACUGAAACAUAUUUCUAAUGUUAAAAUAUUUCUCAGCAUGAGAUUUUUCUAAAAACAUAGAUAGGCAGCAUACUUUACUACCAAACUGAAUUUUCUGUAUGAAAAGCUAUAAACUCUCUUUGUGAUUGUAUGGAUCACAUGCUUGGUAACUCUGUGAUAGUUUUCUGAAUUAUUUCAGGGGCAUAGCUUUCUAUUCAAAUUGAAAAAUGAGUGUAAUUAUGAUAAUUAAGGGGGGAAGGAAUACUGUAAAUUUGUUGUUCUUUAGAGACAUUUUCAAGGCCUAGGUAGAUUAACCCAGAUUGCACAGCAGAUGCUAAAUAGUUCUGAUUUGCUGAUACUACUAUAGAUUCGCCUAAAUUGUACAGGUUUAUUUGUUGUAGGUUCUGUACUAAAUAUUGUCAUAAAAAUGAUCUGGAAAUGGCUUUAUUUUGUGAAGUAAAAUAUGCUUUGUAAUUUAUGAUAGUGUAAAUGGAAGGAAAAUCCCAUUAAAUGUGUUAAGAGUU
Messenger RNA from Chrysemys picta bellii (western painted turtle), 3739 nucleotides. It is a transcript of the gene CHN2, whose product is annotated as chimerin 2. Gene Ontology annotation, molecular function: GTPase activator activity. The record is from RefSeq and is a predicted model, not a curated record. Gene Ontology annotation, biological process: signal transduction; regulation of small GTPase mediated signal transduction; positive regulation of GTPase activity. NCBI's taxonomy places the organism in Eukaryota, Metazoa, Chordata, Testudines, Emydidae.